UACGGGGGGAAGGAGCCCCGUCACCGGGGGCGCAGAGCGGGCAGUAGCCGCCGCCGCAAAAAGCUUGCUUGCUCGCUCCAGCAUGUAGAAGAGCUGUUCUCAUCGUAUCUUUCACACUUGGAUUUAAAGCCCUUUCAAACGCCCUAGGCGUCGCAUCUUGGUGCUGCUGGACCCAUAUUUGCUGGGACGACGUGUAUUUUGGAGCAUUUCUGGUGUGUUUACGGUGGCGCUUCAGCAUUUAUGGUCGUGUGGCUGCGCACAUCCGGGCCACAAUGCCGUGACUCCAUUACUGCUCGUUCAGCGUGAGCGCAGAGACGCGGCCGACACGCAGGCGGUCACACACAGUUACACACCGUUCUAGGCACUUGCACACAGCGAAGAGGAUCAGUGCAGCGGACUGAGGGCCAAGCUGGACGGCGGAGGGACAUGUCUAACCAGGGGGUGCGGAGAAACGGCCCGGUCAAAGUGCGUCUCACAGUCCUGUGUGCAAAAAACCUGUCGAAGAAGGACUUCUUCCGGCUGCCGGACCCCUUUGCCAAGGUGGUGGUGGACGGCUCUGGGCAGUGUCACUCCACUGACACUGUCAGGAACACAUUGGACCCCAAGUGGAACCAGCACUAUGAUCUGUACAUUGGCAAGUCGGACUCCAUCACCAUCAGUGUGUGGAACCACAAGAAGAUACACAAGAAGCAGGGCGCUGGGUUCCUAGGGUGCGUACGGCUCCUGUCAAAUGCCAUCAACCGCCUCAAAGACACCGGCUAUCAGAGACUAGACCUCAACAAGCUGGGGCCAAAUGACAACGACACCGUGAGGGGCCAGAUAGUGGUGAGCCUACAGUCCAGAGACCGCAUCGGAACCGGGGGUCCCGUGGUGGACUGCAGCCGCCUGUUCGACAACGAUUUGCCUGAUGGCUGGGAGGAGCGGAGGACCGCUUCCGGCCGCAUUCAGUACCUCAACCACAUCACACGCACCACCCAGUGGGAGCGGCCCACAAGGCCUGCAUCAGAGUACUCCAGCCCCGGGAGGCCGCUCAGCUGCCUUGUGGAUGAAAACAUGCCCAUUGUGAGCACCAAUGGUGCCUCCUCAGGUCAGACCAGCGACCAGAGGGCUCAGGAGCGCCGCGUUCGCUCCCAGAGGCACCGCAACUACAUGAGCAGGACACACCUGCACACGCCACCGGACUUGCCCGAGGGCUACGAACAGAGAACAACACAACAAGGCCAGGUGUACUUCCUACACACGCAGACGGGGGUGAGCACGUGGCACGAUCCCCGUGUCCCCAGGGAUCUUAGCAACGUGAACUGCGAGGAGCUGGGCCCGCUGCCACCCGGCUGGGAAAUCCGCAACACGGCCACUGGCCGCGUCUACUUCGUGGACCACAACAACCGCACGACACAGUUCACUGACCCGCGUCUCUCUGCCAACCUCCACCUGGUGCUCAACAGCCCCAAUGGCUCCCGCACUGGCAUCGAGAGCCAGAACAGCAACAUCAGCCGUCAGAAUCAGCUGAAGGAGCAGCAGCCGCCCCAGCAGGCCCUGGUGUCGCCCGGCCAACUGCCCGAGGACGCCGAGUGCCUGACCGUGCCCAAGUACAAGCGGGACCUGGUGCAAAAGCUGAAGAUCCUACGGCAGGAGCUGUCCCAGCAGCAGCCCCAGGCGGGACACUGUCGCAUUGAAGUGAGCCGUGAGGAGAUCUUUGAGGAAUCAUACCGACAAGUGAUGAAGAUGCGGCCGAAAGACCUGUGGAAGAGACUGAUGGUGAAGUUUAGAGGAGAAGAAGGUCUUGAUUACGGAGGGGUGGCCAGGGAAUGGCUCUACCUGCUGUCACAUGAGAUGCUGAAUCCUUACUACGGGCUUUUCCAGUACUCCCGCGAUGACAUCUACACGCUGCAGAUCAACCCAGACUCGGCAGUGAACCCGGAACACUUGUCUUACUUCCACUUUGUGGGGAGAAUCAUGGGCAUGGCUGUGUUCCAUGGCCACUACAUCGAUGGUGGCUUCACAUUGCCCUUCUACAAGCAGCUGCUGGGCAAGCCCAUCACCCUAGAUGACAUGGAGUCUGUGGACCCGGACCUGCACAAGAGUCUGGUGUGGAUUCUGGACAAUGACAUCACGGGUGUGCUGGAUCACACCUUCUGCGUGGAGCACAGUGCCUACGGGGAGAUCAUCCAACACGAGCUCAAGCCCAGCGGCAAGAGCAUUCCCGUCACCGAGGACACCAAGAAGGAGUAUGUCAGGCUGUAUGUAAACUGGAGGUUUCUCCAUGGCAUCGAGGCACAGUUCCUGGCCCUUCAGAAGGGUUUCAAUGAGGUCAUCCCACAGCAUCUGCUGAAGUCCUUCGACGAGAAGGAGCUGGAGCUCAUCAUCUGCGGGUUGGGCAAGAUUGACAUCAACGACUGGAAGGCCAACACACGGCUGAAACACUGCACUCCCGACAGCAACAUCGUCAAGUGGUUCUGGAAAGCGGUGGAGUCGUUUGAUGAGGAGCGCCGGGCACGGCUGCUGCAGUUCGUCACGGGCUCCUCCAGGGUGCCGCUCCAGGGCUUCAAGGCUCUGCAAGGUGCCGCAGGGCCCCGGCUCUUUACCAUCCACCAGAUUGAUGCCAGCACUAACAACUUGCCCAAGGCCCACACCUGCUUCAACCGGAUUGACAUCCCGCCGUACGAGCACUACGACCGGCUGUACGAUAAGCUGCUGACAGCCAUCGAGGAGACGUGUGGCUUUGCGGUGGAGUGAGCAAUGGAUGAAAGUGGGGGGGAGUGGGGACACAUGGCACAGCUCUGCCAAGAGCCCGUGCCCCCGAGUCCCAUCCUGCAGAUGGUCGAAAGGCUGGGCACAAUGCGAGCGGCCGACCAAACGGAUGUGCGGGAAUAUCCCCUUCCCCUUGAUUCGACUCUCCUGUCACUUCUCAGCUGCUAAAGACUUGACUUAAUUAUAUUGGAAGCUACAAGAAUGCUUUUUUUUUUUAAUUUUUUUUUUUUUUUUUUUUUAAAUAGUUGCAUUAAGAUUC
Scleropages formosus (Asian bonytongue) is the source of this 3010-nucleotide messenger RNA. Its product is annotated as E3 ubiquitin-protein ligase SMURF2. Gene Ontology annotation, biological process: negative regulation of BMP signaling pathway; protein ubiquitination; proteasome-mediated ubiquitin-dependent protein catabolic process. Gene Ontology annotation, molecular function: ubiquitin protein ligase activity; SMAD binding. The record is from RefSeq and is a predicted model, not a curated record. Bases 427 to 2736 code for a protein of 769 amino acids. Lineage: Eukaryota; Metazoa; Chordata; Actinopteri; Osteoglossiformes; Osteoglossidae. Gene Ontology annotation, cellular component: cytoplasm. The transcript is spliced from 20 exons.